Molecule: messenger RNA, 2475 nt
Organism: Tilletiopsis washingtonensis
Lineage: Eukaryota; Fungi; Basidiomycota; Exobasidiomycetes; Entylomatales
Exons: 5
Coding region: 116-2296 (726 amino acids)
Source: RefSeq, a predicted model, not a curated record
GCUCGCCUGCUGUAGAUCAGCUCGCACGCUCUCUUUUCUUGCUCCGGCCCUUCCUCAACUCCAAGGACCGGUUCCUUUUCCAUCCCUCAUCCCGACUAGCCUCCACGCUAUCAACAUGGCCGGUGCUCGCAAGCAGACAUCGUCCGGCUUCGGCCACGCCUACACGGCCAUGGUGGCCCUCGCACUGCUGCUCGCCUCGAGCUCGCUGCAGGGCGCCAGUGCGCUGCCGAUGAACAUCGCCGACGCUGCGGCAGCCUACGCCGCCGCCAUUCCCGAUGCCGGCUCGUGGUACGACUCGCAGAUGGCGGCGGCCUCGAGUGUCGCCGCGCCGGCGCUCGCCGCCGUGGUGCCCACGCCCAGUGCACUGAGCCCGGCGGCCGUGUACAGCGCCGCCAUCCCCGAUCCCGGCACGUGGUACCUGGCGCAGAUGGCGUCUGCCAGCUCGGCCCCUGCCGCCGUCGCGACGGCCGGCGCUGCGCAGCUGCUCGACCCCGUGGCGCUGCCGGCCAUCCAGGCGCUGCAGGGCGCGCUGGCGGCCAACCUGGCGCCGCUGCCCAGUGCGGCCGCCUCGGGUCCCGCAGUUGUCUGGGACACGGCCGCCGGCGUCGACGAGCAGCGCAAGCUCUUUGCCCUCGCGCGCCGCCACGCCGCCAGCGUGCAGUCGGUGCACAUGCAGCGCGGCUAUGCCAAGUGGAACCGUCGCCAGGACGCAGCGGCCAGCACGGAUGCCUCGACGGCACAGCAGCCGGCUGCUGCCACAGACUCGAGCGCUGCAGCACCCGCAGACUCGACAGCGCAGCAGCAGCCCGCCGACAGCUCGACGCAGCAGCCUGCCGCUGCCACGGACUCGAGCGCAGCAACACCCGCCGAUGGCUCGACAACGCAGCAGCCCGCCGAUGGCUCGACAACGCAGCAGCCCGCCGACGGCUCGACGCAGCAGCAGCCCGCCGACGGCUCGACGCAGCAGCAGCCCGCCUCGACGGAGGCACAGCCCGCAGCUGCCGACUCAUCGUCUGCCGCCGCGGCCGAUGGCUCGGCAGCCACGCCGGCCACCACUACUGACUCCACGGCCGCCGCCCCGGCUGAUGGAUCAACUGCAGCACCGGCUGAUGGCUCGAGCACUUCUUCUCCUGCCUCGACGGACAGCACGGCUGCCCCGGCCGAUGGCUCCUCCUCGAGCACGCCUGCCGCGUCCGAUGGCUCGAACUCUGAAGCUGCGGCGCCUGCGCCGGCGGCUGAUGAGACCACUCCGGCGGCCGAUGCCACGAGCACCACUCCAGCAGCUGCCGAGGCCACGCCUGCCGCCCCUGCGGCCGAGGCGCCGGUAUCCGAUGCGACAAGCACCACGCCGGCCGCCGAGCCCACGCCCGCUGCUCCCGCAGCCGAGGCACCCGCGUCCGAUGCCACGAGCACGAGCACCACGCCGGCAGCUGAGCCGACCCCCGCUGCUCCCGCUGCUGAGGCGCCGCCGGCCGCCGACACGACCUCGUCCGCCUCGAGCUCUGCCGCUGUCGUCGAGACGAGCACGGCCACGGAGGCCAAUGUCACCACGUCGUCUUCGUCCAGCAGCGCCGCUUCCGCCACGCAGACGGCCAGCGAUGCUGUCGUUUCGUCGUCGUCCACGCCUGCCUCGCCUGCGCCCACGCCCGCGCCGCAGAACAACGUCGUCGUGCCGGACAAUGACGGCGCGCGCUGGGAGACGAUUGUCGUGAUGGUGCCGGACAACAAUGACGACGACGACGACGUCGUCCGCGCCUCAGUCUCCUCCUCGGCUCCCGCAUCCGGCGCCACGACGGCGCCCAUCGUCGACACGUCCAGCCUCGCAUCCAUGGUAAAGCCCGCAAGCACCCUCGCCGAGUCGACGACGCGCAUCGCCGCGGCGGCCACUGGCUUUGCUGCGGUCGGCGAGCCGCCGCUGCUGGCUGGCGCCUCGACAGACAGCGACACCGACGGCGACGAGGACUGCGAGGACGACGAGGACGAUGACGACGUGCCCGCUGCCACGACGGCCAAGCAGAACGCCGCCGCCUCGACCUCGACCCGCGCUUCCUCCACCUCGACUCGGGCCACGAGCACCGCAGCCAGCAGCACCUCGACGAGCAAGCCCUCGAGCUCUCCUACGCCGACGACGACGCCUGCCGCGCCCUCGUCCAUCGGCGCAUGGAUCGACGCUUUCCUGUCCAAGAUCGGCAUGAGCAGCUCCUUCAAGGACCUCUUCGCGCGCGACUUUGUCGACGACGACGAGCCGCAGCUGCUGCGCCGCACCGACGGGCUCGUCUGGGCGCGCGAGAUCUGAGCGCCGCCGCCCUCGUGUCACACAUGCCCGCUCCUCGCCUUGACGGCGCAGUCCGUAGCAAUGCAUCUAUCCCUAAUCUACCCUGCUCGGCGUCACUGCCACCACUUUGAGUAGGCUUCGCGCGCCGCCGCGUCGCCCUGGAAGCGAAACUUGACGACGGCCGGCGGCUCUGCAAAGCC